Fasciola hepatica (liver fluke) is the source of this 591-nucleotide messenger RNA. The record is from the annotation of a GenBank genome assembly. NCBI's taxonomy places the organism in Eukaryota, Metazoa, Platyhelminthes, Trematoda, Plagiorchiida, Fasciolidae.
AUGACAAAUUCACCACAACAUGAAUUGGCGAAAUGGCUGGUGAAACUGCUUGAGCCAGUUCAUAAAUCAAUGGUCAGACACACUAUCAAAGACAGUUUCGAAAUAGUAAAGCUGUUGGACCAGAUUAAUGUGAAAGAGAAACACAUGGCCUCGUUUGAUGUCCAAUCACUGUUUACGAAUGUUCCCGUUCGGGAGGUCAUACACAUCAUCUGUGACCAUGUCGAGCAAAACCAACUCAAAAUCGGUAUACCAGUAUCAGUUCUGGAACGACAAUUACUACUGUGCACAACAAACGUAUCGUUUUCCUUCCUUGGUCGGGCUUACAGACAAAUUGACCGUGUCGCAAUGGGAAGUCCAUUGGGUCCCAUUCUGGCAGAUAUAUUUAUGGCUCAUCUUGAGGAAAAGGCGAGCAAAAUUUUGGAACGUUCAGAACUUUACAAACGAUACGUUGAUGACGCUCUAAUCAUCACAAGAAGUCUAGAAGAGACAAUAUGGAUUAUGCAUGAACUCAAUCGUCUGCAUCCGAAUAAACGAUUUACGAUGGAGGCAGAAAUUUUGGAAACUCGAGCAAGUGAAUGUACCCCAAACUAA